Messenger RNA from Postia placenta MAD-698-R-SB12, 585 nucleotides. RefSeq lists its product as hypothetical. Bases 1 to 585 code for a protein of 194 amino acids. The record is from RefSeq and is a predicted model, not a curated record. Lineage: Eukaryota; Fungi; Basidiomycota; Agaricomycetes; Polyporales; Adustoporiaceae. The transcript is spliced from 2 exons.
AUGCCUAACCAGCAUGUUGCCCCCCCCCACCUUCCCGCUUACACAUUACAAGCUCUGCAUCCAGGUCGAAUAUCAGAGUCUAUGAAAAAACGUGGUCGACGACUGUACGGUCGCGUGUUGCAGGACGCAGGCCGCACAACGUCGCGUUGGCGCCCGAGUGCGAGCGCCAGCGCCCAUGACGCACCGAUCGAGAAAGUGGACGGGCGCAAGAUCGAGAUAGCGAUCAUAUUCGCCAUCAUGAAUCCUCGUUGCAGUCGGGAUAGUACGCGAUAUUCACUCGUGGGUACGCGAGAGAUGGGCUUUGCGCCCUCGCUCAGUGGGCGCAGCGUCUACGAAACCACGCUGGCGCUCACUGGUGGGCGUUCAGGCGGCCCUAACGCUUCGCGGCUGUCAGGGUGUCUGAAUGCAAGCCGAUUGAGUGUCCAAGGUACCAGGUCCCUAUAUAGCAUCCUCAGCGUUUCCGGCCUGUGUCCAAGACGCCAUCCGCGCAUCGUCUGUGUCAAGAUAUAUGGUGGCGCAAUCCCACAAGUCGGUAUCGCGGAGUCUCUUGCCCUGGUGACUCUUGGACCUGUCUGUUCAUCAUGA